This is a messenger RNA of Choloepus didactylus (southern two-toed sloth), 4770 nucleotides long. It is a transcript of the gene CENPC, whose product is annotated as centromere protein C. Gene Ontology annotation, cellular component: kinetochore. Gene Ontology annotation, biological process: kinetochore assembly; spindle attachment to meiosis I kinetochore; attachment of mitotic spindle microtubules to kinetochore. Gene Ontology annotation, molecular function: centromeric DNA binding. The transcript has 19 exons. The coding region runs from base 234 to 3098 and encodes 954 amino acids. NCBI's taxonomy places the organism in Eukaryota, Metazoa, Chordata, Mammalia, Pilosa, Megalonychidae. The record is from RefSeq and is a predicted model, not a curated record.
GGAGAGCGCGGGAUCUGGGUGGCCGGUGGAGGGCCGAACCAAGGGGCGGGGAGCGCAAGGACUGUAGGCUCCUGCGGGGUCUCAGCCCCUAGCGUCAGCGUCCCGGCUCAGCCCCGCAGCGCCCACCUGAUUGGCGGCAGUGGGCCUCUGUAGUCGGUGAUCUGCACCGUGGAGCUGCGGCCCGGUUGGACGUGCGCUCCGGCCCCCCGGCGCAGACGAAGCCGGGGUAGAACAUGGCUGCGGCGGGUCUGGAUCAUCUGAAAAAUGUCUACAGAAGAAGAUUUUGCCGACCCUCCAGGGUACCUGACAUUAAUACAAAGCAAGACCAGAACAUAUUCAAAAUCCUACAAGACUGUUUUGAAGAAAAAAGUCUUUCCAAUGAUUUUAGCACAAAUUCUACAAAAUCAGUUCUUUGUUCAACACCUAAAUUAAAAGACGUUUGUAUUCAGUCGCCAAGGAAGGAGUGCCAGAAAUCCCUUCCAGAGUCAGUUCCAGUUUCUUCAAGGAAGGAAGAAGCCUGUCUGCCAUUCAUUGUAGAACCAGGUGAAGCUGCUAACAUAUCAGUACAGGCUCAUGAAGUUCAUGAGAAAAUUCUGGCAACUGAUGUUGGUUCUAAAAAUACACCGGAUAUGAAAAAUGUGUCAAGUAGAAAGCUAAAUGAUCAUCACAGUGAAGCUGAUGGAGAAUUUUACUUAUCUGUUGGCUCACCUUCUGUUAUUUUGGAUGCAAAAACAUCUUUCUCGCAAAAUGCUAUUCCAUCUACUGCUCAAAAGAGAGAGACUUACACUUCUGAAAAGUCAGUAAAUGUGCUGUCCUCAAGUAUGGAAACUUCUCUUAAGACCAAAAAAAGGUUAAACUUUGAUAAAGAUAUUUUGAAAAAUGUAGAAAUAACAGAUAAAGUAUCAGAAAUUGAGGAUAAAGUGUCAGAAGGACCACAAAAGAGGAAACCAUCAGGAACAUUUCAGAAAAGAACACAAGAUAUGGAAUAUGAAAUUCAACCACAAGCUAAAAAGAGUUUUUCAACAAUGUUUUUAGAAACUGUAAAAAGAAAAAGUGAAUCCAGUUCUGUUGUUAGGCAUAUAGCAACUGCUCCACCUCAUUCAUCUUCUCCAAAUGACGUGAAGUUGUUAGAAGAUGAAUUUAUAAUUGAUGAGUCAGAUAAAGGUUUUUCAAAUCAAUCUUGGAUUAUAAUACCAAGGAAGACUGGACUUCCAAAACAAUGCACAAGAUCUCCUGUUGAGAGCACUGUACUUCUUGAAGGAAAGAAGUUGAGAGAAAAACAUCACAAUAUAACAUCUGAGACUUCAACAAAUGGCAAACAGUCACAUAAAGCUCAGUCAAUACAGAAAUCUAAGCCCUCUGAACAAAAAGAACUGGGUAGAAAUUGUGCUUCGACAGAUGAAAUGGAAAAUAAUUAUAGAUCUACAGAAUAUGUAUUGUAUUCUCAUGAUGCAGAAAAAUCGUCUGGAAAUAAAAGGACCAUAAAACAAAAACAAAAAAGAAAAUUUAAGGCUAAUGUAGUUGAAGAGCGGCUUGAUAUGGAACACUCUAAAGAUAAAAACACAAAUAUGUCAUGUAUAGCCCAAGACAAAUUUGAAAGAAAUUCAGACAGAGAUAUGGAAAAGUGUGAAGAGAUGAGAAAUGAUCAUGUUUCCAGUAAAGAGAUGCUAUCUAUGGGAAAGAAGAAAAGUAGUACCAAUGUUUCUCAUAAAGAACAUCAGAAAAAAGAUAAGGAAGAAUCCAAAAACAAGCGUUUUUCAAAUGGGCUCAAGAACAAACUUGUACCUGACAAAGUGACUCUGACUAUCACAAGAAGUCGAAGAAUUUCCAGGCGUCCAUCUAAUUGGUGGAUGGUAAAAUCAGAGCAGAGUCCUGUUUGUAGCAAUUCUUCUUCAAUAAGAAAUGAAUUAUCAGUGCAUCACAACAGUAGACAGAAAUCUGCCGGAAAAACAAAUCAAUCAUCUAAGAAUAUUGGGGAAAAAACCAUUCCACUUAGAAGACAGAAGACAGCUACUCAAGGAAGUUCAAGACAACAGAAGUUUUUAAAUGUUAAAGAUUCUGAAGGUAUCAUUGGCUGUGAUGAAAUUUCCAGUUAUUCCCAGAAUAAGUCAUUGGAAAGUGGCAAGAAAGACCUGGCUAAGAAGAAAAAUCUUGAUCGUUCUAGAGCUGCAGGAAGCUUACAGGAUCAAGAUAGUAGUGCAACUGUACCAAAUGUUCACAGAAAGUCUCAGAUCAGUGGAUAUAAAUGCAAGACACCAGUACAGUGUGAUUUGGGUUCUAGAGAGCCUAAAACUUCAAUUUUGGAUGAAAGUGGACCUUCCAGGCUCCAGAAUUAUUUAGCAUCUGGAAAGAAUAAUUCUGAUGUGGAUGAAAAGGAAGUUCAGGAAAAUUCAGAUGACUCAAGAGUAAAAAGUUUUGAAGUAACAGAGAAUAAAAUACAUCACAAAUUAGUGUUGCCCUCCAACACACCAAAUGUUCGCAGGACCAAGAGAACACGAUUGAAACCUUUGGAAUACUGGAGAGGAGAGCGAGUAGAUUAUGAAGGAAGGCCAUCAGGAGGAUUUGUGAUUGGUGGAGUACUGUCCCCAGACACAGUAUCAUCUAAAAGGAAGGCAAAAGGAAACAUGGGAAAAGUCAACAAAAUAGCUAAUAGGAAAAGGAUCUGUCUUGAUGACGAUGAAAGAAAGAAUAGAUUAGUGGCAAAUCUGAAUAUGCCUCUAGGAGAUCCACUUCAGCCAACAAGGGUAAAGGACCCAGACACAAGAGAGAUUAUUCUCAUGGAUCUUAUAAGACCACGAAAUACAUAUCAAUUUUUUGUUGAGCAUAAUGAGUUAAAAGUAUAUAAAACAUUGGAUACUUCCUAUUUUUCUACUGGAAAAUUGAUAUUAGGACCAUGUCAAGAAAAGGGAAAGCAGCAUGUUGGCCCAGAUACAUUGGUUUUUUAUGUUAACUUCGGUGACCUUUUAUGUACCUUACAUGAAACACCUUAUAUAAUGUCUACUGGAGAUUCAUUCUAUGUUCCUUCAGGCAAUUAUUACAACAUCAAAAAUCUCCUAAAUGAGGAAAGUGUUCUUCUUUUUACUCAGAUAAAAAGAUGAAAGAUGAAGCAAAGUUUAAACAAUGUAUAUAUAAGUUUGUACAGUGGGACAUUUAUCCUUGUAAUUACUUGUGAUGUUUUAAAAUAAAAAUUUUAUCGUUUUGUGUAUACUUGUAUUAGAUAAACAUUGUCAAAGUUCCAUUGUCUUCUGAUUUCACCACAAAUACAUACGUUGCCUGUAGUGAUGCCCAUGUUUAUAUUAUUUUAAUAAGCAAGAACACCAAAUCACUGUAUUCUGAUAUUUCUUUAUGAGAAGAAAUCUGAUUAUGCCGAUUCAUUUAAAAUUUUUUUCCCACAUAUUAGUUUUAAAUUAUUAAUCAUUAAAUAAUCCAAUAAUAGGGAACUGUGGUAAAUGGUAUAUUGGGAGUAACAUUAUUUAAACCAGCGGUUACAUAUAAACUUCUUUUCCCUCAUGUUUCACUUAUAUUUUCUGCGGGAGGAGGUACCCUUUGCCUUUGCUUGCUGUGUUUCUUUCCCCUUCCCCUUUUAAUACUAAAAUGAAAUGUUUUGAUAAAUAAAUCUAGGCUAAAGAGUCUAAUUUGAUUUCUUUUGUAUAGACACAUGUUGUAAUUACAAUUAACUCUGAAGAAGUUGAUGUUUCAUGGUGAACCAUCCUUAGGCCAUCCCCCUUUUUAGUUCUAUAUUUAACAGUUAAAUACUGUUAUAUGUGUUGUAUACACGUAUAAGAUACUUAAUAGAGUCUUCUAGAGAUAGAUCAUACUUACUCAGAAAUGAAUGAGUAAAGAAAUGAACAAUAUCCCAAAAAUCCAUGUUUCAAGCAGUGACUACAAAAACUUCUAGCAAUAUGUUGUUAAAUUCACUAGGAAAAAGUAUUGAAGUACAAAUAAAUGAAUGUUUAAAAAAGGUAAAUGUUACUUUUUACCUCAAUUUUUGACUUACAAAUACAUUUCCUUAUAGGAAAUGUCAUGGUAUAUUUGUUGAUAUGAUAGGCAAUGUUUGAACUUUAUCAGAAUACUUAUAUUGAGGGUUAAUGGAAACUUAUGUCUUCGAAAAUUUACGAGAAUAUAAAAAUGAUGUGCAUUCUUGUUAAACACAUUUACUGUCUUUUUGUGCUUAGUAUUGUGUAAAAUGUUGGGUAUACAGAGACAAAAAUAGAGCCAUUUAUAGUAGAGAAGACAGAAUAGCCAUUUUUAGGGUUGAUAUAGAAUCUGUCUGACUGAGAAAUUCUUUUAAUAUGUAGGAAAUCCUAAUACAUUAAUUUGAGAAUUUGCCUUUAAAAAUUCACUGUCUCUUUUGUUAACUGGAGCUGCUGAAGCUUUACUCCUGGUUUUCAAGCUAAUUACUCCAGCUCCUCUCUUGAUGAAAGGAGAAAGAAUUGGUGCAAAAUAUCAUUGCAGAAUAAUCCAGGCUUUCCUCUUAACAUCACCUAGAAUAACCAAAAAAAUGUGAAAAGCUAAAGAGAUUUGGAGAGAAAAAUGGUUAAAUGUCAGAAACAAAUUACUAGCAGCUAUUCCUGAAGUUAUUUUAAAUCUGUUAGCUCAAACACCUUAAUCCCAUUUGUCAAAAUUGUAAUUCACUAGUAUGCUUUCAACUUUGCUUUUAUUGAAAAACAAAAAAGAAGCAACAAUGGAAAUGUUUUGUUUUACAUGUGAAGCUUAAUUUCUCCAUGAGGAGCUUCUGAGUUUGGUAAACAAAUAAACUUUAUUACUAGA